Adineta ricciae is the source of this 3960-nucleotide messenger RNA. NCBI's taxonomy places the organism in Eukaryota, Metazoa, Rotifera, Eurotatoria, Adinetida, Adinetidae. The record is from the annotation of a GenBank genome assembly.
AUGGUGAUUAGAUCAUCGAUGCCAAUAGCUCAAGAUGAAGAAACGACAGAUCAACACGGUCAUGUUCUCAUCACCGAAUAUUUAACAGGCACAAAUCGAACAAUCAUAGAAGAGCAUAACAUCAUUGCUGUUAGUCCAAAUGAUCAUCGAUGGUACCGAUUAAUUGAACUAAGAAACGGUUUACGAUGUAUGUUGGUAACAAGUAAUGUACAUGAAGAUGAAGAUGAAGAAGAAGAAGACGAUAGCGGUGACGCAGAUGAUACAAUGGACAGACUGAGUUCUUCGGAUGUCGAAGAAGCAUUUCUACAAUACCAUAUGACAACUGUUGCUUUGUGCAUACCAGCCGGUUCGCUUCUUGAUUCCGCAAAUUUACAAGGACUUGCCCAUUUAACUGAACAUCUGCUCUUUUCAAGUUCCUCAAAAUAUCCUGAAGUUAACUGUCUUGAUGCCUUCGUUUCCUAUCAUGGUGGAACAGUUCAUGCUUAUACCGAACUUGAAUUUACUGUUAUUCUUAUUGAGAUUUCAUCGAAUCGUAUUGUCGAAACACUCGAUAUACUCCUUCAUUCACUGAUUGAUCCAUUGAUGUCGUUAGAAACAAUUUAUGAUCAAAUGCAAACACUUGAUGAAGAGUAUACGAUUGCACAAACGGAUGAUCAUUACCGAGCGACACGAUUACUUGCCUAUUUAGCAAGAGAAGAUCAUCCAAUAAAACAAUUCUCUUGGGGAAAUAAAACAAGUUUGAGUGAAUUGAUCGAAAAUAGAAAUAGUACGGAACUGUUGAGAAAACUUGUCAAAGAUCGCUAUUGUAUACCCGAGGGAAUGAACCUUGUUAUGAUAUCGAACGAGUCGUUUCGAAUUAUGCAACAGCGAAUCGAGCGAUUAUUUUGUUUGAUGAAACGAAGUUUUAAAACUCUACCUGACUACAUAAGUCUCAAAGAUCCAUGGAAUACAGACGAGUUCAAGAGAUUUCAUCUAGUGUAUCCAUUCGAAGACAUUCAUCAAUUACGUUUAUCAUUCCCACUAUCAUCUAUCGAUGAGUCUUGGAAAGUCAAACCAGAAGAUUAUAUUCGAUUUAUUUUCGCACAUGAAGCACCAGGAAGUUUGAAUAGCUACUUGAAAAACAAAUUGUGGAUAAACCAUAUCGAUUUUGACCUUGGUAGUUCACAGUUCUAUCACAAUUCUGGUUCCUCUCUAUUUACCAUAAUUUUACAUUUAACACGGCAAGGCCUUAAAAAUAUACAAUCAAUUAUCGAUUCGGUGUUUGAAGUCACAUAUCUCUUAAGACGUCUUGGACCUCUAAAGCGAGUCUAUGAUGAUAUGCAAUUGGCAGAUUUACAUGCAUUUCUCUUCCAAGAUAAAAUAGAUACCAUCACGUAUGCAGAUACAAUCGUUCGAAAUCUGCGAAAAUAUCCGGCACUGUUCGUUCUCUUUGGUCAUGACUUACAUUUACAAUUCGAACCUGUGACAAUUUUCAAAGCGAUCAAUACCUUAGAUCCGCGUACAUGUAACAUCAUGUUGAUCACAAAGUUAUCUUCACUGCAUUGUGACCAAAUUGAACCUUAUUUCAACAUCAAAUAUGGCCAAUUUGAUCCAAAUGUCAAUCCUGCUUUGACGAUCCCUGAUUCAAGUCAAUAUUUGGCAGUAGAUUUCUCAAUAAAACCAUUUGAUGUUCCACCAAAUGAAAUUCCAGUUGUUCUAUUGAAGGAACAAUUCGGUACCUUGUGGUACUUUCGAAAUCAACAAACUUUACCGAAAGCUUUCUUUUAUCUUCAUUUUUUGUCACCUUAUGUCAAUCUAUCUCCACAACACUCAUGUUUGUUUGAUUUGUAUACACUAAUUAUCAAUUCCUUGUUACAAGCACAUGCAUAUCCAGGCAAAGCAUCUCACAUAUCGAUCAAUUUCUUUCCCACAGAUACUGGUUUAAUCUUGAAAUUAUCCGGUUUCAAUCAACAUCUAUCGAAAUAUCUCGAAGCAGUUCUACAAGUCCUGAAUAAUUUUCCGAUCAAUGAAGAAGGUACGAUAGCAUGGAAACAAGAGCUCAAAAAUCAAUAUGUUCGUGAAUUGAAUCAUUCAAACAAACUAAUUAAACAUGUCCGAUUGUAUUUUCUGAAAGGCACUUGGUGGCCGGUUUUCGAAAAAAUUCAAUUUCUCGACGAUAUCACCCAUAAACAAAUCAUGGAUUUUUCCAGUUUAUUCCGAUUAAAUCUAACAGUUAAUAUGCUCGUUGCAGGAAAUAUGACCGGCGAAGAAUCCAAAGAGCUCUUCCAUACCACGAGAACUAUACUUCAAUUGAAUUUCGUUGCGCAAAUCUUACUUCCUUCGCUACGAGCAGUUCAAAUACCUGCUCGAGGAAGCAUAAUCAAGAUUUCCAGUUACCAAUCGAAUGAUUGUGCUACGCAUAUGUUAAUUUUUUUCGAACAUGGUCGAACUUCAAUACGAGACUAUGUACUCAUCGAGAUUCUCGCGGAAACUAUUCAAGAAUCACUCGAAGAUUAUUUACAAUCUGCUGGUCAAAGUCAUUUCACAUGUCACAUAACACUCCGUGAUACAUAUGGCAUUGUUUCGCUUCAAAUUGAAUUAAUAUUUUCAUCUGAAAUCUAUAAUUCAUUGGAUGUAGUCGAUUAUGUGUCGAAAUUCUUCGUUCUCUUCAAAGACAUCAUUAUGGAUACCACUAAAGUUGAAUUUGAUCGAUUGCUCACAGUAUUCAAAAAUGGCAAACAGAAUCUUGAUAUGUCCUUACAAGCUUGUGUCGAUCGAUAUUGGACCGAAAUUCUCCUAAACUCCUUUGUAUUUGAUCGGAACAAUCAAGAGCGAGAAGCACUUGAAACUCUAACUGUGACGGACAUGCAAGACUGGUACAAUGAACAUAUUAUCGCACCAUCAACUCGCCGCCAAUUGAUUAUCAUUAUUUGUUCGACUGAUGAAGUCCGACCGACCGCCGCAGGCAUUGUUGCAAAUAAUACUGCUUCUUCGAUGACAAAUGAUUAUCAACGAAAUCGACAUAGCAUGCGAUCAAGCUUUGGUAUGACGACGGAUCGUCUUCCUCGACUUGGACGGCGAACUGAUGAGAUGGAAGAUAUCGACCAUGAACAUAUGUCGUUAUUGCAGUCGAAAUCGGAUUCCAAGUUACGCUGUUUGACAACAAAACGCAAACAUAAUAUUAAUCUCCGUGUAACGAAAAGUGAAACACUACAUUUAAGUCAACCAUUUACAUAUCCAAACGAUCGAACGAAACUUGAAUAUAUUAUUAAAUCAUUCGAAUCUAUUGAGAUUCGUGAUGAUGAAGAUACAAAUCCACAUGACAAAUCAUUGAAAAUUCUAGUCGAAACUGACUUGACCGAACUCCAAAAAUCAUCUUAUGUAUUCAUACACAAUUUGAAAGAUUUUAAAGAGUCAUGCUUGUUCAAAACUAAAAGCUGUAUCAAGAACAAGCGCUUUACUUUCCGGCUUUGCCAUGGUCAGUCAUUUGUUUUUCUUGUAGCAAUGGUAGAAAUUUCCUUAGAUGACCAUAAAAAUUCGAAAGGCUCAGCGCCACUAUUAGUUGUCUAUUCAAUUGUAACUUGUCUUCUUGUCGGUGUACAUCUGUUAGCUUUGAUGAUAAGUACUUGUAUAUUGCCGCAGCUUGAAGCUGAUAGUUUACUUGGCUAUGAAGAAUACGCAUCCCAUGAGACAAUGCACAUUUAUAUCGAAUUGGCAUGGAUAUUGAGUACUGGAUUUGGAAUAUUUUUGUUUCUAGUUGAAAUAGCGAUUGUGUGUUGGGUGAAAUUUUACUAUGUCACACGACCAGCCGCCGUAGCGACAACGAUUGUGAUUGUGCCUGUUAUCAUCUUAUUUUGUAUAUUUUCAUUACAUUUUUAUCGACGGCUUGUCUCAUUCAAACUAAGUCGUCACCAAGAUGCAUUAAAUGAAAUCGAAAAUACAUUAACAGUUGGUAAACUAGCCCAAGCUAAUAUUGUUUAA